ACAGACGGCUGGUAUCUUUUGGAUCGUUGCCGCCACCGCCAGUUGUCAACAUACUAUCCGAUCGUCGAGACACGCGCGUGGUUUUGCACGCACGACACUAUAGCGUCCUAUUUGUAUGCCGUGUUCGAUCGUUGUUGCACCGUGAAACUUAAUCCAGCUGAUCGUACGAUCGUCAUUUUGCCCCUGUCACAUAGCUGCGUCUGGCAUUGAUCAAGUGACGAUCCACGGAUGAUAAAAGUGAAACAGAGUGAGCGAACGAGAAAAGUGUGUCAAAGUGGAGACCAUUUGUAGGGAAAACGUAACGCACACUUGAGGUUUAUUGUUGUGAAAGGAAUCUGUUCGUUCUCUCUGUGUUCGUUAGGAGUUUUCACUCCAUCCACCUUAGCUUGCAGUUUUUUUUCUAGCGAAGGGUGCUUUUUCCCAACAACAGUGUGAACGCGAAAAAGAGCGAGAGAGAAUUGUGCUUUGGGGUGCUUUAAAGGCGAUAAAGGCGCAGAAAACAAUAGCGACAAUCUGUGUGUUUGUGCGUAACAGAAAAACCGCCACCUUCUUCCUUCCCAAAACGAACAAAAGUGUGGCCGUGAAAUUGUUGUGAAAAAUAGGCAUUUUAUGUGCAGUGCUGGCCGACGGUUUUACAAUAACGGUAGCGAAGGUGCACUAUUUUUUACGGUGCAAAAAGGAAAAGUUCCAGGUGUGACUGAUACGUGGUUUGGAAAGAGUUAUCUAAGAGAGCGAAGUGUAUAAAGUGUAGCUAUCUAUCGAUAUUGUUUUUUUGUUAUACCCCUCUGAGCAUACACAAACAACUACUUAAACAGCGCAACAAUGUACAUGUACGAUCCACCGAAGAAAAACAAUUUCACAUCCGUGGAAGAAUUCCAGGAGGCAUUCAACCUGUUCGAUAAUCGUGGCGAUGGUAAGAUUCAGCAGCAGCAGAUCGGCGAAUGUCUGCGAGCACUUGGUCAAAACCCGACCGAAUCGGACGUGAAGAAGUUCACGAUGCAGCUGAAACCGGACGAGCGUGUAUCGUUUGAAGUUUUCCUACCCAUCUACCAGGCCAUCUCGAAGCAGCGCACGGCCGAAACGGCGGACGACUUUAUUGAGGGCUUGCGUCACUUUGACAAGGACGCCAGUGGUUUCAUUUCAUCUGCCGAACUGCGCCACCUUCUGACAACGCUCGGUGAGAAGUUGGGUGAUGAUGAGGUGGAACAACUGCUCCAGAACCAGGAGGACUCGCAAGGAAACGUCAACUACGAAGAGUUCGUUCGGAUGGUUAUGAGCGGCUAGAAUGGUUGGUUUUCAACCAUUUUUAAGCGCAUUGGUGGUGAUGUUUGCGCCGUACCAUUCUCACAUUUGCUUUCUCGACAUCCCCUCGCACGUCAAUGAAGGGCCGGGAAAGCUGGCCAAACACACCAAAAUGCAAACAUACACACACCACAUACUAAUCAGAGAUAGACUUACGGAAGAGUAUCGUUUACUUAAGCUACUUAUGUUUCCAUUCCUGCAACGUUCGUUCAUGACGAUGUGUUUUGUAUCCGUGUGUGUGUAGGCGCGCGCAUGACGAACCGCGCUUAGGCAGACAUUGCAUUUUCCCUUCGCCACUGUGUAGGGCCCAGAAUUGAGUAAAUGAACAAUAUUUUUGUUUUUCUUUAACUAUAUAAUCGCAACACCGGAACGUUUGUUUUUGUUUUCAAGCUGAGUGUGUGUAAUAAUGCACAAAGCAAAGAAGGAAAUUGCACAUUGAUUUACCUUUCUCUAGCGCUAGCGUUUGGUUACGUCCCAAAAUUUGCCAGAUAAUAUGAGCUAAACGAGCGCAGUAUUUAAUGGACGGUAAGGGAAGGAUCUAGUGCCGGAUUAAACGUGCGGCGUCGGGGUAUACAAGAAUAGUGUUUACUGUGAGAGAACGUGAGCGCGUGUUUCAAAGUAUUAAGCCAAUUUUUCCUUUUCGGAUGGCUGACAGCAUAUGCUCGAUUCAUCCCAUGUUUUGUUUCGAAUUUAAGUGUGUGUAAUCAAGCACUAGGAUCUUCUCUUUAAACAAUAAAUAUGCUCCAGUUUAGGAGACAAUUAAA
Anopheles funestus (African malaria mosquito) is the source of this 2066-nucleotide messenger RNA. RefSeq names its product myosin-2 essential light chain (gene Mlc-c). The record is from RefSeq and is a predicted model, not a curated record. The transcript has 3 exons. The coding region runs from base 823 to 1284 and encodes 153 amino acids. Gene Ontology annotation, molecular function: calcium ion binding; myosin heavy chain binding. Lineage: Eukaryota; Metazoa; Arthropoda; Insecta; Diptera; Culicidae. Gene Ontology annotation, cellular component: myosin II complex.